GUGAAUCAGUCAGAGCGGAGUUCUCCUCCCAGAGCUCCCAGUCUGACUGACACAGCCGCUCCGGACCCUACUGGGUUACUUCGCGGGACAGAAACCUGCAGAGACCCGGACUAAGACCCAGACAGAGACCCGGACCGAGAACCGGACAGGGACCCGAAUCCCGCGCGACUCCGAGAUGGAUGUCUGUCCUCCGUCCCCGCUGUAGGUCAGUGAUGGCCGCUGUGUUUCCUGAACGUGGUGGAGACAAAAUAAGAUCCAGACUCCAUGUUGGUCGUCAUGGCAACGCUGGACGCCAGCACGCCGGUUGAGACGCUUCUGGCAGCGAUCCAUCUGGAGAGGUUCCAGGACGCGUUCCGCCGAGCCGGCCUCCUGGUGGCCCGAGACUUCACCCACCUGGACAACGACGCGCUGGUCAGCCUGGGAAUCACCGCCACGGGACACCGCAAGAGGAUCCUCCGAUUGGUCGGCCACAUUCAGAGGACGGAGAGCCAAAGAGCCAAUCAGAAAGCUGAUCUCCCGCGGGACCGCUGCCAGUCUGUGUCGCUCCGGCAGCCGGCAGGUAACUUUGAGGCGUUGAGGAACAGUUCGGCUCCGAACCUCGCCGCCAUGCUGACCGACGCCGAGCGCAGCCGGCCGCCGGUGAAGCCCGUUCCCAAACCCAGAACCGUCUUCAAUCGCCGCAGAACAGCUCCGGUCCACUUCUGUCCCUCGCCAGACCCACAGCCCCCCAGCUCUGCUCCCAGGCGGCUUUCCCAGGAUUCCAUCUGUUUCACCGUGUUAGAGGGUCUGACCGCAGAGAGCACGCCGCCACCGCCCGCCGACAGGUUGACCUCUGACCCCGGCGCCGCGGCAACCACGCCCGCCGACAGGUUGACCUCUGACCCCGGCACCGCAGCGACCACGCCCGUCCGGAGGCCGAGCCAGGCCGAGCGGCGGCGGCCGAGUCGCAGCCUGUCCCUGACGGACGCCGGAGCGUUGUUACCACCCGUCCCCCCGAGGCUGUACCGCGGGGUCCCCCACGCCAUGUUCCAGGGGUCCCCGCCGCCCUCCUCUUCUUCUUCUUCGCCUGUGCGCUCGGAGCAGAACCAGACACUUCCUGUGACUUCCUGUCCUGGUAGCCUUGACAACAGCCGGCUCUCUGGCUCCUCGCCGUCCGGUUCCCCCGGAGGUGUCUGCAUGGAGAUGGUUUCUAACGAGAUCUACUGGGGGACGUUACCCGGCGCCGGCGGGGGGAGGGGCCAGAGCAGCCAAUUACCAGCUCCGCCCACUCCGCCCAGACAACCAGGGGACAGGACCCGGGAGAGGAACAGUGGCAGCACUUUAAGUAACAACUCUUCAGGAUCAGCCAGAGCUUCCACAGACGACCCUGAGGAGGAAAUCAGCCCGUACUGUGAAACCGUUUUCCAAACCAGAAGAAAUCCACACAACGAGAGUGAAAGGAGCAGACUGGAGGAGAGAGAGAUGAGGAGGGGGGAGGACAAACAUGCAGAGGAUCAUGGGUGUCAGAAGUUGUCGUGGACGAAGCGUUUGACUCAGGCUCUUCACCCCGGAGACUCUCAGGGUUACAGCACCGUUGGAGAACCUGCACCCCCUGUUCGUUACGGAGAACCUGCACCCCCUGUUCGCUACGGAGAACCCCCGCCCCCCGUCCGAUACCUCUCCCUGCCCCCCCACACCUUCCCCUCGGAGGCCGAUGAGGAUCUGACCAUCUCGCCGUACGCCAGCUACACCUCGCUGACUGAGAGAGCGCCGCCCAUCAUCAGCGGCUGGCUGGACAAGCUGUCUCCACAAGGGAACUAUGUUUUCCAGAAGCGCUACGUGAAGUUUGAUGGCAAGAACCUGAUGUACUUUGGCAGCGAGAAGGAUGUCUACCCUAAAGGAGUGAUCCCAUUGGCUGCCAUCCAGAUGUCCCGCCCCGCCAAAGACAACAAGUUUGAGAUUGUGACGAGUCACAGGAUCUUUGUUUUCAGAACGGAUAGCGAAGUGGUGCGGCGCCGCUGGGUCGGCACGCUGCAGGAACACGUCCGAGAUCAGCUGGUGUUUGGGCGGCGCUGCUUCGGCGCCGGGUCUCCUUGCCAGAGACACGGCGCCCUCGAGCUGAAGGGAACCAAGUCCAAAGUCUACGCCGCCAUCAACACGGACCAGAUCUGGAUCUACAAGAGCCAGCAGUGUUUCCGUAAUGGAAUCGGCAUCACGGUGAUCGAAGCUCGCGGAGCAACGAUCAGAGACGGGAAACACAAGAGCUUUGACCUCAUCACUCCGUACAAAACCUUCAGCUUCACGGCAGAGUCGGAGCGGGAGAAGCGGGACUGGAUGGAGGCGCUGCAGGAGGCCAUCGCAGAGACUCUGUCAGACUACGAGGUGGCCGAGAAGAUCUGGUCCAACCGAUCCAACCGGAUGUGUGCUGACUGCAAAGCCCUGAACCCAGACUGGGCCUCCAUCAACCUGUGUGUCGUCAUCUGCAAGAACUGCGCAGGGCAGCACCGAGGUCUGGGGACCAUGGUCUCCAAGGUCCAGAGUCUGAAACUGGACACCAGCGUGUGGAGCAACCAGAUCGUCCAGCUGUUCAUCAUGCUGGGGAACGACCGGGCCAAUGAUUUCUGGGCGGCCCGGCUGCCCGUCUCCGAGGAGCUGGACUGUGAUGCGUCUCCAGACCAGAGGAGACACUUCAUCUCCCAGAAAUACAGAGAGGGACGCUACCGCCUCCCCCACCCAGCCUUCAGCAGCCAGGAGGAGCUGCUCAAGGUCUUGUGCUCGGCGGUCUCUGAACAGACUCUUCUGAAGACCGUGUCUCAUAUUUUCUUGGAGGCGGAGUCAGCUCGCCUCGCCGACGACUCCGCCGGCGGUCAACGACAUCAUCAACGACAUCAUCAGCUGAUGGAUCACUGCACGGCCUCAGACCCCAGCGUGUACGAUGAGAUCAUGCAGCCCGUCCUUCACUCCGGUUUCCUCUACAAGUCGGGCUCCGCCCACAGAGGGACGCUGAACAGGAAGACAAGAGAAGACUUCCAGAAGUUCUGGUGCUCGGUGGAUCAGUCUCUGCUGUUCUACGAGUCGGACCGAUCAGCUGAUCCCUGCAUGCAGAUCAGCGUUAAAGACAUCGUGUGUUUGGGCGUCAGCCGGCCUGACUCCUCCAACAACAACGGCUUCAUCGACAGGUUCCGUUAUACCUUUGAGUUGUAUUUGACGUCAGAGAAACUUUAUCAGUUUGGUCUGGAGACGGCUGACGCUCUGCACAGCUGGACCAGGUCCAUCGGGAAGGCUGCAACACCGCUCAGCUGCCACUGCCUGCUGUCCCGGGAGUUUGAGCGGGUCGGUCUGCUGCGGUACCGAGCCAUGCUGGACCCGCAGCAGUGGAGGGACGCCUACUUCGUCCUGCAGAAGUCCAACCUCUUCAUCUGUCCCCGAAACGACGGCGCGGCCGAGGACAUCAUCAACCUGAAGCGUCUGCAGGAACUCAGUGUUGCCACAGAGACGGAGAACCACGAGAAGAAAGACAUCCUGGUGUUGGUGGAGAAAGGAAGGACGCUGCACCUGCAGGGCGUCGGGCGGACCGAUUUCUCUCUGUGGUACUCAGACAUCCAGCGAAUGGCCGGGGGAAAGGAACACUCUAAAAAAAGUAAAAAAAAAAAAAAAAAUUAUAUAUUAAUAUAUAUAACCUGCUGCCUCUCCUUCAUCACGCAGUACGGUCUGGGCCACGAGGGGAUCUACAGGAAGAACGGAGCCAGGUCCCGGAUCAAACUGCUGAUGGACGAGUUCCGUAACGACGCUCGUAACGUGAAGCUGCGGAUCGGAGACCACUUCAUCGAGGACGUGACGGACGUCCUGAAGAGGUUCUUCAGGGAGGUGGACGACCCCGUGGUCAUGGCCGACCUGCACCCCCUCUGGCAGGACGCCGCCAAAAUCCCUCAGAAGAGUCAGAGGCUCGACCGCUACAAAGAGAUCAUCCGGAGUCUUCCUCGGGUCAACCGGACAACGCUCGCCGCUCUCAUCAGUCACCUGUACAGAGUCCAGAAGUGUGCCGAUCUGAACCAGAUGUGCACCAAGAACUUGUCUCUGCUGUUCGCUCCGAGUCUGUUCCAGACGGACGGGAAGGGAGAGCACGAGGUGAAGAUCGUAGAGGAUCUGAUCGACAACUUCCUGUACGUCUUCGAUAUCGACGAGGAGCACCGGACUCAGAUCGAGCUGGAGAUCAGCCUCAUCACCACCUGGAAGGACACGCAGCUGUCUCAGGCCGGGGAUCUGAUCAUCGAAGUCUAUCUGGAGACGAAGAUUCCCGACUGCUGCAUCACUCUCAAAGUGUCUCCCACCAUGUGUGCUGAGGAGCUGACCAAUCAGGUUCUGUAUAUGAGGAACAUCCCGGCAGGAGACAGAGACGUCUGGAUGACGUUUGAGGCUAUUGAGGACGGACAGCUGGAGCGUCCGCUACACCCCAAAGAGAAAGUCCUGGAGCAGGCGCUGCAGUGGUGCAAGAUGGUCGACCCGAGCUCCGCCUUCCUGCUGGUGAAGAGAGUUCCUAAAGGAGAGGGAAUCAACAUCCUCACCUCCUAUAAGAGUGAGAUCAUGAAGAUUGGGCUGUUGAAGUGUCGUGAGGAACCUCCGAAGCUCCUUCAGGGGAACAAGUUCCAGGAGAGAACGUUCCAGAUCAGGAACCACAAACUGCUGCUGCUCAAAGACAAGAAGAGCAUCAAACCAGAGAAGGAAUGGUCUCUGAAGUCCAUGAAGAUCUACAUCGGCAUCCGCAGGAAACUCAAAGCUCCCAGCAGGUGGGGGUUCACGGUGAUGUCAGACAAACACCAGCUGUGCUUUCACACCGACCUUAACGAUGACCCGGGUCCCCCGGUGCUGAGGCGACACUCGUCCUCAGAUAUCUCCAAGCAGAAGUUCGGCACGAUGCCGCUCGUCCCAAUCAGAGGAGACGAGAGCAACAGCAGCAUGCUGUCGGCCAAUCAGACGCUGAGAAAGUUGCACGACAGAAGGACGCUCUCCAUGUACUUUCCGAUGAAGGUGCAGCCCGAUUCGUUGUCGGAGCGCUGGGAGUCACAUGACCCCCCCAAGGACUCGUUGUCGGAGUGCUGGGAGUCACAUGACCCCCCCGAGGACUCGUUGUCAGAGCGCUGCGAGUCAGCUGACCCCCAAGAGCCGCUGUACGAGGAGGUGGGAGACUUCGGCCUGCAGGUGCUCAGAUCUCUGGAGACCAGCUUCCUGUCGGGCGGCCUCGCCGAGACGCAGGAGGUCCCCGACAGCCCGCCGCUCACGCUGGUUCCCCUGGAAACGGGACACGCGGAGCGCGUCAUCGUCCCUGGCUGCGGCGGCGGCGUCUCCGUGAAGCCUCUGGAGGCGAGCGCCGAAGGAGACGGCAUGUCUACUGCGGCGGAGAGAGUCUGCACGGCGUCCCAGGAGCUGCUGCUGCAGGAACUGUCGUCUGCCUUCACCAGGAAGAGCCAGGAGGAGGAAGAGGAGGAGAGGCCAUACGAUGUCUGACAGGAGGAAGAGGAGGAGGAAGAGGAGGAGAGACCAUACGAUGUCUGACAGGCGGUGUCCACGGUGCUGUUUUUCUUCAGGGUUAUAGAGGAUACUAGCCUGACCAGCCAGACCCACAUCCAGAUGUUCAAUCUGAGGGGCGGGAUAAACUGUUGUCUUUCAAAUUCCCUCUGCACCAAUAGGAUAGCGCUCCAACCAAUCAGAGCAACGCUAGCUGA
This is a messenger RNA of Perca fluviatilis (European perch), 5702 nucleotides long. It is a transcript of the gene arap3, whose product is annotated as ArfGAP with RhoGAP domain, ankyrin repeat and PH domain 3. Gene Ontology annotation, biological process: signal transduction; positive regulation of GTPase activity. Lineage: Eukaryota; Metazoa; Chordata; Actinopteri; Perciformes; Percidae. The transcript is spliced from 38 exons. The coding region runs from base 265 to 5484 and encodes 1739 amino acids. Gene Ontology annotation, molecular function: protein binding; phosphatidylinositol-3,4,5-trisphosphate binding; GTPase activator activity. The record is from RefSeq and is a predicted model, not a curated record.